This is a messenger RNA of Bombyx mandarina (wild silkworm), 2054 nucleotides long. RefSeq names its product suppressor of cytokine signaling 4-like. Lineage: Eukaryota; Metazoa; Arthropoda; Insecta; Lepidoptera; Bombycidae. The record is from RefSeq and is a predicted model, not a curated record.
UUCACUUCAUUCGGAAUUGCGUAUCUACCUCAUUUACAUGCUAUUUUUUUGAAAAUUGUGAAAUUUCUCAGUAAAAUCGUGAAUGUCACCUUAUAGAUACUGAAUUACUCUUUAAUAAAUAUUUCCCGAAAUCAUAACACAGAGGAAAGUGUACAAUCGACAAAUUUAAAGUGCCGUGACUAAUUUUACAUACGAACUUCUUGUAUAUAAACAUUCUACGCGAGGAAAACCUACAAAAAUUAAGAAAAUACGCGAAUUUAAAACUCCUUUCACGAAUAGACAUGGUAGUUCGCUGGUUGAACCUAUCAGUGUACGAAAGAUAGAAAAUCUGAGGAACAUGGGACAGCAGACUUCCAGGAAAAGUGGAGAAUGCACCUGUGGUUGUGGAGCCUGGGAACGAAGACGCUAUGCUGAAUCACCCUCCAGUGUCCAGAGAUAUGUGAGCGCUGUAACAGACAGGUGGAGUGCAAGGGAGUGCGCUUGCAGAAGGAAAAGAUGGCGACGACCUGCCUGCGUCUGCACUGCCUACAGAAGGGUCGGUGAUGACAGAUUGGCAGCAGUUCUGACGUUAGGAGCAAGAGAUCUCAGAAGGGAAUUAGAUGCCAUAGUCAUUAACACUGAGAGCGACGCGGCGCGGGACGGAGACGCGACGGCUGAACUCUACGUGCUCUCCGUGGCGCCCAGGACGCCGGACACGGAAGGAAGCCCAGCAUUGGAAGGGAGGAGGAAUGAAACAACACAAACAAACGAAAGCGCAAUACGACUACAUCCACACUUCCAGGUUGUAUGCGGUAGUGAACUAAGAGCGCUAUUGCUUAGGGCUCCGCCCUUGCAGCAGCCGCAGCCCCCGCCUACUAAAGUACACACUCAGGUGGACUACAUCCAUUGCCUGGUGCCUGACCUCCAGGAGAUAACGGCCUGCUCGUACUACUGGGGCAAGAUGGACCGAUACGAGGCCGAGAGAUUGUUAGAGAAUAAGCCAGAGGGCACGUUCCUGCUGCGCGACUCGGCGCAGGAGGAGCACCUGUUCUCGGUGUCGUUCCGCAAGUACGGGCGCUCGCUGCACGCGCGCAUCGAGCACUACCGGCACCGGUUCAGCUUCGACUCGCACGACCCGGCCGUGUUCGCGGCGCGCACCGUCACCGGACUCAUCGAGCACUACAAGGACCCCGCCUGCGUCAUGUUCUUCGAGCCCAUGCUCACCACGCCGCUGCCCCGCGCCGCGCCCUUCCCGCUCCAGCAGCUGGCGCGCGCCGUGCUCGUCUCGCACACCACCUACGACGGCGUGGAGCUGCUGCCCCUGCCGAGCCGCCUCCGCCGCUACCUCAAGGAGUACCACUACCGGCAGCGCGUGCGUGUGCGCCGCCUCGAGCCCGGCCUCUACCAGCCGCAGUAAAUAUUCCUGCAUUGGGACCCUCCCAUCAUUGGUCUGCGUUGGAAGCGGCUUAUCAUCGCACGGAGAAACAUCACAUUAACUACCUAUAUAAAUAAAUAUAAUUUUGUAUUAAUAUUAAUUAUUGUAAAUUAACGAUUAAGAAGUUGUGGUGAGAAAAGGCGGCCGGCUCCAAGCGUCCCGUUCCGCACCAGCGAGAAGCGCUGUUGUCGAUGUGGGAAUGUCGAAUGUGUUAGAGCCUCGAGACAAUCCGGGCAGGACCGGAGCGCGGGGGCGGAGCCGCGUGCUGUCCAGAUCCUGAACAAACUCAUUUUACAAAUAGAGCACUUAAAGAAAUCAUUUUAUAAAAAUGAUCUUAUAGUAGCAAUGAGACAUACUUGCCAAAUUGAAUACCAGGGCUUUUAGGUACGAGUGCGGACAAAUACCCGGGUCAAAAACCAGGUUUUGAAAAUACUUGAAAGCAUACGUAUUGCUUGAGACGCCGCGGUGUUCAAAUUUGUAAAUACAUAGGAAUUCAACCCGUAUUCCAUGAUGCAUAAGGAGAAAAAUCGUAUAAAUAUACAAAUCAGAUUGUGUUUUUUAUUCCCAAUCAGAUAUGAAUCAUUUUCCUAUGAAGUAUUUUCAUGUGAGUGUUCAGGUGUUUUUGAGCAAACCUGGUAGC